Colletotrichum orchidophilum is the source of this 1584-nucleotide messenger RNA. Its product is annotated as large neutral amino acids transporter small subunit 1. Gene Ontology annotation, molecular function: L-amino acid transmembrane transporter activity. The record is from RefSeq and is a predicted model, not a curated record. The transcript is spliced from 4 exons. Gene Ontology annotation, biological process: amino acid transmembrane transport. Gene Ontology annotation, cellular component: membrane. Lineage: Eukaryota; Fungi; Ascomycota; Sordariomycetes; Glomerellales; Glomerellaceae. The coding region runs from base 1 to 1584 and encodes 527 amino acids.
AUGGCGGACCCCCUCCCCAUCGACGAAACCUCGCCGUUUCUCCAACGUUCCCCGGCACCAGCUAGAUCCCGCGAUGCCUCCCCGGCAGCGGCGGCGUCGGCAGGCAAACUCACCCUCUUCAACGGCCUCGCAAUUGUCAUCAGCCUGCAGAUCGGCUCGGGCAUCUUCAGCGUCCCCUCGCAAAUCAGCCAAUUCGUCACGGCGCCGGGCUACGGCCUGCUGGCCUGGCUCUUUGGCGGUCUCCUCGUUUGGACGGGCGCCGCCUCCUUCAUCGAGCUCGGGUUGCGCAUCCCCAACAAUGGCGGUAUCCAGGAGUACCUGCGGGCCUGCUACGGCGAAUUCGCCGGGUUCCUGUUCACGUGGGUCUGGUGCACCAUUAUUAAGCCCGCGGCGAACUCGAUGAUUGCGACGAUUUUUUCGGAUUACCUCACCGAGGCCUUCGUUGCGGACCAAGAGACGCUGCCACCUUGGAUUUCAAAGGUGGUAGCGGCGAGCUGCAUCGUGAUCAUGACCCUGGUCAACUGCCUGGGCGCGACCGCGGGUGCAAAGGCGGCCAACUUGUUUCUCUUUCUGAAGAUAGCGGCCCUGACUACCAUCAUCAUCCUCGGCUGUGGCGUCUGGGCCUUUGGCCACGGAGAGGGCGUCCCCUCGUCCGAGUAUGGGUGGUUUGGUCAGGCUCCUGAGCAGCGCCAAAUCGGACUUUGGGAGUGGCUCGGAGACUUUGGGACGGCGACGUUUGGAGCUUUGUGGUGCUAUGCAGGCUGGGAAAUGGUCGGCUUUGUCUUGGGAGAUAUGAAGAACCCAAGGAGAGAUCUGCCCCUCGUGAUCAAUGGCUCCAUGAUUGUCGUGAUCAUCGGAUUCAUGCUGAUGAAUGCAGCUCUAUACGUCUGCCUGCCCAUGAGCGUCAUGCGGACAAGCAGCACUGUUGCGGUGGAGUUCGCGAACAGGAUUCUUGGAACCUGGGCUGGGCUACUCUUCUGCGUAAUCGUGUCCAUCUCGGCAAUGGGUGCUUUGAACUCCAACGUUUUUGCGACUGCCAAGCUCGUCGUGGUUGCUGGUCAGAGGGGAUAUUUCCCUCCGAUCCUGGCGAAUCUGCAUUGCGGUCACGAAAAGGAUGAGGCUGCGUGGGUCGACGAGUAUCUGACAUCUACGCCGAGACUAGUCCGAGCACCCAUCAAGGGUUUCUUGUCAUGGACUCAAAAUCGUCGAUGGAGAAGAAACGUGCCAUUACUUCCCCUGAUGCUGAAUUGUGCCUUGUCCAUCGUGUACGUGGCCGUUGGAAGCUUCAACGGGCUCGUCACUUUUAUCGGACUGGCGGCGUACAUGAUUUUCUUCUCAUCAGCCGUCGGACUUAUCCUUCUCCGCUGGAGAGAUGGCCACAUACCGGGGGCGAAAGCUGCCGAGUACAGUACUUGGCUCGUCAAUCCUGUUAUCUUCAGCGCCAUCAGUGGCCUGUUGGUAGUCAGAGGAGUCAUCUCAGAGCCUCUGCAGGGAGGGGCCAUUCUCUUGGUCGCCUUGUUUGGCGUCGGCUUUUUCACGUUCAGGUUUGGUUUACGCGGCUUCACCCACACAGAGACUGGAUAG